Menidia menidia (Atlantic silverside) is the source of this 2020-nucleotide messenger RNA. The record is from the annotation of a GenBank genome assembly. NCBI's taxonomy places the organism in Eukaryota, Metazoa, Chordata, Actinopteri, Atheriniformes, Atherinopsidae.
AUGGCCUCUGGGGAUACUCAGUGUGACCUGUCCUACUGCGAUGGGUCUUCUAGUCUCUUUGCCUCUAACAGUGUGGGCAUGAAUGAGUGUGUGUGUCUGAUCCGACCACACGAUCUCUGGAGCAAAGAAAAAAGGAAAAAAAAGAAAGACAUCAAGACACGAGAUGGCUUUUCCAUGGCGAUAAUCUUUCAGUGUAUCCAUGUGGCUGCUUUUCUUGUACUGCCUCAUUUCCUAACUGUAUCAUUUGCUACACAAGAUGGCCUUGUAAUCAAUACAGCACAUGGGAAAGUUCAAGGGAAGUUGCUUUCAGUGGUAGGUGGUGAAGUCAGAGCGUUUCUAGGAAUUCCUUUUGGAAAGCCACCCAUUGGAAAACUGAGAUUCAAAGCUCCAGAACCAGUAGACAGAUGGGAGGGUGUGAAAGAUUCCACCAAAUUCUCAAAUUCCUGCUACCAGAUGCCUGAUACACUGUAUCCAGGGUUCAGAGGUGCGGAGAUGUGGAAUCCAAACACACCUUUAAGUGAAGACUGUCUGUACAUAAAUGUAUGGACCCCUGUUUUCAACAAAACCCGGCCCGCAUCACUGGUUCCGGUGCUUGUUUGGAUCUAUGGUGGGGGCUUUGUUGGAGGAACAUCCUCCCUGGACAUUUACCAUGGCCAUUUCCUAAGUAAAUCUGAGGGUGUUGUUGUAGUGUCAAUGAAUUACAGAGUGGGAGCUUUCGGUUUCCUGUCUCUACCUGACAAUAAGUACAUCCGUGGAAAUGCAGGCCUCCUUGACCAACAAUUGGCCCUCAAAUGGGUAACCAAUAAUAUUGCUGCAUUUGGUGGUGAUCCUUCAAAGGUCACUAUAUUUGGAGAGAGUGCUGGGGCAGGGUCUGUAGGCUUCCACCUGCUUUCUCCAGGCAGCAAAAAUCUUUUUCACAGGGCUGUGAUGCAGAGUGGCUCUCCUAAUGCACCCUGGGGAACAGUCCGUCUCCAGGAGAUAUGGGACAGGUCCCUAAUGUUGGCAAAAUUGCUGGGAUGCCCCACAUCUCAUUCAGCUCAACUGGAGUCUUGUCUGCAGCGAGCAAAUCCAAAAGAAAUUGCAACCAAGCAGUAUGAUGUCCUCAUGCCACCCUCACUCUUAAGUUUACCGUUUAUCCCUACUGUUGAUGGUGACUUCCUCCCAGCCGAUGUCGACGUGCUGCUAAGUGGCAGUGAUCUUCCUAAAAAGGAGCUGAUGAUAGGUUUAAAUAAAGACGAAGGGACCUACUUUCUUGCUUAUGGAGCGCCUGGUUUUAACAUCACAGGCCAGAGUCUCAUCACCAGGAAGGAGUUCCUGGAAGGUGUACAGCUAGAAAUGGCUGAUGCAAGUGAUGUCACCAAAGAAGCAGCCAUUUUUCACUACACCGACUGGACAGACCUUGAAAAUGGGAUGAAAAAUCGUGAUUUGCUGGGUAGUCUGGUUGGAGACAAACUGUUCGUUUGUCCUGUGCUGGAAUUCGCUCACAAGUACUCACAACGUGCCGGCAAGACAUUCCUGUAUCUUUUUGAUCAUCGCUCAUCUGUAAAUCCGUGGCCGGCAUGGAUGGGCGUCAUGCAUGGCUAUGAAAUAGAGUUCAUCUUCGGAAUGCCACUUAACGCUUCGCUUGGAUACACAAAGUCUGAAGUGAACAUGACGAAGAAGUUCAUGAAACACUGGGCCAACUUCGCCCAUACAGGAAAUCCAGGAAUUGAUGGAACUACUUGGCCGAUGUUCACUGCUGAGCAGCAGGAGUAUGUCACCUUGAACCCAAACCCUCCAGAGCUAAAGAGGAUGAUGAGAGCUAGAGAGUGUCAGCUCUGGACCAAAGUCGUGCCUCAAAUACAGAGGACAUCAGAUAAGUUGCAAUCUUGCUUGAAUAGAAGUGGAAUGAUUCUUCACUUGAAUUACUUCAUCCUUCUCAUGUCAUUUGUAAUAUGGUUAAAGAUAUUGGUUGAGUGAAGAUGCAUCAUCUCACUUGAGCUAAACUGUUUAUGUAACACUGACAUUAUGUUUGAUUUCU